GUAUAUAUAACUCACAUAGGCAUGCAUUGCACUUGUAGUCGCAAGCAAUUCACUGCUGUUACUUUUGUAAACGAAGCAGUCAGACAGGAGAGCUAUCGAGUAUCAAAAGAAGGCCAGACCAGACUGAGACAGGGUAGAACGACGGUCGACGACGACGUCCCGCGCGCAGGAGAGGAAGGUAAAGGCAGUGGUGAUUGGUGAAUAAUCACUGUCAGCCAGGCUAAAAGCUCAGAGCAUGUACAGUCAUCAGAGUCAGUCAGACUGUGAUGAGUGACAUGAUCCGACGUGAAUGCCCCCACAAAAGGGCACAUCCCAUUCCGACUGACUGAUUGCAACGCCACCACUCAUCACUCGCCAUCUUUGACAGUCUCCCUUUCCUGGAUACAUGCUCGAUGCUCUCCUAGUAAACACUAAACACCGUGCGUGAUGCUCUGUUAUUGAUGCCCUGCUUGGCAGCUACCCCACCGCCAUCCCUGAUUCUCCAGCCACAUGCUGCCAAAAGCAACUAAAAUUUGUCUCUGACGAUUCUUCUGCCCUCGCGGCCGGUCCAUCCAAAGCGACUGGUUUUUUGUUUUUUUUUUUAAUUCAGACACGAAUAUGUUCUGAACAUCUAUCUAGCUCUCUCUCUCUGAGCUAGAUUUAUGUGGUACGAAGAACCCUCCUGUUCAGAUGGGCCUAUGUAUGAUACGUGUUGCUCACUCGCUUGCUCCUCCUCGCAGUCUCAAUGGAUGGAUGAAUCAGUUCGGUCGCACGGGCGUGUACCGAAGCUUCAUGUUCAGCAGCCCGACUGUGCUGGUGACGACGGCGGAGGGGUGCAAGCAGGUGCUGAUGGACGACGACGCGUUCGUGACGGGGUGGCCCAAGGCGACGGUUGCGCUGGUCGGGCCGCGGUCGUUCGUGGCGAUGCCGUACGACGAGCACCGGCGCAUCCGCAAGCUGACUGCCGCGCCCAUCAACGGCUUCGACGCGCUGACGGGGUACCUGCCCUUCAUCGACCGCACCGUCACGUCGUCGCUGCGCGCGUGGGCGGACCACGGCGGCAGCGUCGAGUUCCUGACGGAGCUGCGGCGCAUGACGUUCAAGAUCAUCGUGCAGAUCUUCCUGGGCGGCGCGGACCAGGCCACCACGCGCGCGCUGGAGCGCAGCUACACGGAGCUCAACUACGGCAUGCGCGCCAUGGCCAUCAACCUGCCCGGCUUCGCGUACCGCGGGGCGCUGCGCGCGCGCCGCCGCCUCGUGGCCGUGCUGCAGGGCGUGCUGGACGAGCGCCGCGCCGCCAGGGCCAAGGGGGUCUCGGGCGGAGGAGUGGACAUGAUGGACCGGCUGAUCGAGGCCCAGGACGAGCGCGGGCGGCACCUGGACGACGACGAGAUCAUCGACGUGCUCGUCAUGUACCUCAACGCCGGCCACGAGUCGUCCGGCCACAUCACCAUGUGGGCCACCGUGUUCCUGCAGGAGAACCCGGACAUGUUCGCGAGAGCAAAGGCGGAGCAGGAGGCGAUCAUGAGGAGCAUCCCGUCGUCGCAGCGGGGGCUGACGCUCAGGGACUUCAGGAAGAUGGAGUACCUGUCGCAGGUGAUCGACGAGACGCUGCGGCUCGUCAACAUCUCCUUCGUCUCCUUCCGUCAGGCCACCAGAGACGUCUUCGUGAACGGAUACCUCAUCCCCAAGGGGUGGAAGGUUCAGCUCUGGUACCGGAGCGUGCACAUGGACCCACAGGUGUACCCUGACCCCACCAAGUUCGACCCGUCGAGAUGGGAGGGCCACUCGCCGAGAGCCGGCACGUUCCUGGCGUUCGGGCUGGGCGCCAGGCUCUGCCCCGGCAACGACCUCGCCAAGCUGGAGAUUUCCGUCUUCCUCCACCACUUCCUCCUCGGCUACAAGCUGGCGAGGACGAACCCUAGGUGCCGGGUGAGGUACCUGCCGCACCCGAGGCCGGUGGACAACUGCUUGGCCAAGAUCACCAGAGUCGGUAGCUAGCUGCUAGAUUGUGAUGGAAGUACGAAUGAAAAAAAAGCCCAGCAGAAACUCUAGCGGCUGGGCCGGCUGGAAAUUAUGGGCCGGGCCAUUGUGGUUGCCCCCCCUGUCUGUGCAAAAAUAAAACAAGCAGAAAGGAAUAAAAAAAAGGAAAAGUAUUACUUCGAA
Messenger RNA from Zea mays, 2145 nucleotides. RefSeq names its product dwarf plant 3. Gene Ontology annotation, molecular function: iron ion binding; ent-kaurenoic acid monooxygenase activity; heme binding. Lineage: Eukaryota; Viridiplantae; Streptophyta; Magnoliopsida; Poales; Poaceae. Gene Ontology annotation, cellular component: endoplasmic reticulum. Gene Ontology annotation, biological process: sterol metabolic process; brassinosteroid homeostasis; multicellular organism development. The transcript is spliced from 6 exons. Bases 670 to 1980 code for a protein of 436 amino acids. The record is from RefSeq and is a predicted model, not a curated record.